GAAAGUUGUACGUCAAAACAAAUCAAAAUAUAUUUUUUAAUUUAAAGUUUAUACAAAUUUCAAUGUGUUUUGUAUUUUGUAAUUACAAACUAAUUUUAAAACUAUUACUGCGUGAUUGACUUAUUUAAGGAAUAAAAUUAUAUUUAGUACAAGUGCGUUACAUAAUGAAAAUUUCAGAGCUGCCUGGUGAUGAAGAUUCUGGUCUAACAUGUCGGACCUAUGUUAUUCAAAAUGAAACUCAUACAUUAGGAAAUGCUUUAAAAUGCAUAGUUGAUAGAUAUGAGGAUGUUCAAUUCUGUGGAUAUACAUUACCUCAUCCUGCUGAGUCUAAAAUACACUUCAGGAUACAAACACAUGAAACCCCAGCUUUAGAAGUCCUUAAAAGAGGUCUUAAAGAUUUACAAAAGCUCUGUGAUCACACCUUAAAUUUAUUUGAAAGAGAAGUAAAAGAAUUUAACAAAACAUAACUAUGUUUAUUACUUUUAACACAUCCAAGUUUUAAUACAUCAGACACAUCUAUUAAAAUUUACCUAAUAACUGUAAUGUAUUCAAGUAAGCUAUGUAACAGUAUGAGACUAAUUGAUUACAUCAAUUUUAUUUUGAUGAUUGAGAGAUUCCCCCUUAGUAUGUCUCAGAACAAAAAGCAUAAAAGCUGUUUUAUUGUACUGUAAAUGUUAUUUAUUGAAAAAGGUCAAGUCGCGAAUAAACCAUUAUGUUAUUUAGAUAAUAGUUGAAGAAAAACAAUAAAACUGGUGCAACUG
This is a messenger RNA of Pieris napi, 761 nucleotides long. It is a transcript of the gene l(2)37Cg, whose product is annotated as probable DNA-directed RNA polymerases I and III subunit RPAC2. Bases 165 to 467 code for a protein of 100 amino acids. The record is from RefSeq and is a predicted model, not a curated record. Gene Ontology annotation, biological process: DNA-templated transcription. NCBI's taxonomy places the organism in Eukaryota, Metazoa, Arthropoda, Insecta, Lepidoptera, Pieridae. The transcript is spliced from 3 exons. Gene Ontology annotation, cellular component: RNA polymerase III complex; RNA polymerase I complex. Gene Ontology annotation, molecular function: DNA binding; DNA-directed RNA polymerase activity; protein dimerization activity.